Ogataea philodendri is the source of this 1686-nucleotide messenger RNA. RefSeq lists its product as uncharacterized. The coding region runs from base 1 to 1686 and encodes 561 amino acids. NCBI's taxonomy places the organism in Eukaryota, Fungi, Ascomycota, Pichiomycetes, Pichiales, Pichiaceae. Gene Ontology annotation, molecular function: ferric-chelate reductase activity. Gene Ontology annotation, biological process: iron ion transport; intracellular iron ion homeostasis; copper ion import. Gene Ontology annotation, cellular component: plasma membrane. The transcript has a single exon. The record is from RefSeq and is a predicted model, not a curated record.
AUGACUGGGAGAGACCUGUUGGUGUACGAUGAUGUGCACUGUAUUGCCGACAUGAAGACGGACCACUAUAUGAUGCUGAAAAAGGCAUCACAAGCGGCCACUCCAUGGGCAGAUAUGGCUUUGUACGGAAAGUACAUAACAUAUUUCAUUGCAGGAUGGAUCUUCUUUGGGUCUGUGAAACAUUUCCUAUUCUCCAACUACGACGUUGACCGUCGUUCAGAUGGGCCUGCCAAAAUCUGGGAAAGACUCAUAGCUGCCGGCCGUUUUAUUGUGUACCGUCAGCUACCAACAAAAAUCUGCUCCCAACUGGGUCUGCCUACGUCUGUUGGUAGUUUAUUGCUGAUCGGGGCCGUCACUCUGUACAGUUUGCUUUGGUGUUUUGUUCCUCAUCCUUACUACCGCGCCUGUCUUGGAUUUGGGUCGCCUCCUUUGGGUGUUCGUGCUGGUUUCAUCUCCACAGCUUUUGUUCCAUUUAUUUUCAUCAUGUCUGGUAAAUCCAACAUUGUUGGCUUUCUCACGGGUGUUUCGCACGAGAAGCUCAACAAGUACCACCAAACAGCUUCGAUCUUGUGUCUCUUCUUUGGAUGGGUCCACACUAUCCCAUUCUACUACCAGGCAAACAAAGAAGGAGGAACCAGCAGAGUCCACGAGAAAAUGUACUCCGAUGCCAUCUGGGUGUCUGGAGUGCCUCCAAUCAUUUUCCUCACCUUGCUCUGGCUCGGAUCGUUGCGUAUCAUCCGCAAGUUCUGGUACGAAGCGUUUGUCUCGUUCCAUUGGGUGUUGGCCGUUGGGUUCUACAUUAGUCUGUUUUACCAUAUUUAUGACGAGCUACAGGCCCAUAAAUAUUUGGUGGCCACCAUUAUUGUCUGGGGACUCCAAUUCUUGUACAGAUGGUUUGCCAAGGGAUAUCUGCGUCCUGGACGUGUGAUGAAGAAGACCGUGGCGAAGAUCAGCCAGUUCGAGUCUCUGAACCAGAAAUGUGUCGAGCUCAUGGUGGAUCUUCCACUCAACGCAGUGCCGGGCCAACACGUUUUUCUUAGAGCUCUGGACAACACUGCGCUGCAGUCGCAUCCAUUCUCGGUGAUACCAACCUCUGUGGGCUUCAAGUUGCUCGUCCGUGUCUACGACGGGUUCACCAAGCACCUUUUUGAAACCGCAAGCCGGUCUUCAACCAUUUCUCUGCUGGUGGACGGACCGUAUGGAGGCGUGUCCCGUGACCCACGCAGCUUCUCGAACCUGUUCCUGAUCUGUUCCGGAUCCGGAAUCACCACGUGUCUACCUUUUGUCAGUUCGUACGCCUCGUUAUUGGACGAUCCGCGUGCUUCGCUGAGCAAAAUCCGCCUGGAUUGGAUCGUGAGACACUCUGACGACGUUUCCUGGGUGAGAGACGAGCUCGUUGCUAUUUAUGAUACUUUCAAGAUGGAAACCAAAACCGGCGCGCUGGAGAUCAACAUCUACUGUGUCCAGUCUUCUGAAAAGGAGCAGGUGAUAGGACCUGAAUACAACAAGUUCAAGCCUGCAGUGAAGGAGCUGGUGAGAAACUUCUCACUCGGCAGCACUAACUGUAUCAUCAGUUCUGGAUCGCAUGCUUUGAAGAACGAAGUUGGCAACGCUGCUGCCCGUCUUCAGAGCCAAGUUGGAAAAGUUCGCGAGGUUUAUUUGCAUACAGAGGAAUUUAGCUUCUGA